Molecule: messenger RNA, 847 nt
Organism: Rhineura floridana
Lineage: Eukaryota; Metazoa; Chordata; Lepidosauria; Squamata; Rhineuridae
Exons: 3
Coding region: 45-677 (210 amino acids)
Source: RefSeq, a predicted model, not a curated record
AUUUAUGUAUACGUACAAACAUAGAUACACACACUAGCGUAUACAUGCAUGUCUGUCUCUCUAAAAUGCUACUUCUGACCUUUUACUAUCCUAAACUUUGGUGGGGGUGGGGGAGACAGAAUCAACAUUCUAAUUUCGUGUCGAAUUUCCGGAAGGAAAAUCUACUCGCGUCAGUGAAAACAACAACAGCAACAACAAGAACCAGAUCAAACUGUAAAGCUACAUGUUUUGCCUUCAGCUCCCCCCGUCCCCUCAAAAAAUCCUUUAAAAAUAAUCGAGAGAUGGACCCACCCCUUUUCUCAAUGAAAUAUUACAGUGAUGGAGAGGGAGAGGGAGAAUCGGUACCGGAUGGAAGCUUUUGUCAUUUUUCAAAGAGGGAAGUUACUCCAUUUUCUGUGCAAAAGGACUCGGCAAAGGAAAAGCUCUCAGAAGUCGCAAUGGACGGCUAUCAGGUUGGGACAAUAUUUGUCAGCUUACACAUAAAAGCAAACGCAAUCCUGUCCCCCUCCCUUCUCCUCUCCUCCUCCUCUUCCUCCUCCUCCCUUAACCCACAGAACGAUGGGCGUCAAAAGGUACUUCAGAAUGUAUUAUAUCAAAGGGAGGGGGAUUGUACGUACUCCAAGCAAAUUCCUAUACCUGUUCUAAAGACUUGGAUGGGGAAAAACAGGAUAUUUUAAAAUAUUCCAUGGCUGGCAUGCUCUUUUUACUAUGAUUACCAGUACUGUGUUCAUGUGUGCAUUUUAAAAACAACUGGCUAUUAUUUGAAAUAUGAAUGUAGCAUACACCAUCAAUCAAUCUACCGAUAAAUUUCGUAUGGAGCACUUACCGAAUGUUUUGUAAAAUAAAA